Messenger RNA from Lepus europaeus (European hare), 2716 nucleotides. RefSeq names its product tandem C2 domains, nuclear (gene TC2N). Gene Ontology annotation, cellular component: nucleus. The coding region runs from base 1 to 1470 and encodes 489 amino acids. The record is from RefSeq and is a predicted model, not a curated record. NCBI's taxonomy places the organism in Eukaryota, Metazoa, Chordata, Mammalia, Lagomorpha, Leporidae. The transcript is spliced from 11 exons.
AUGGCAACAGAAUUUAUAAAGAGUUGUUGUAGAGGAUGUUUCUAUGGUGAACCAGAAAAGCACAGCUUUUCUGGAGAAAGAGACUUGAAAGCCGCAGUUUCAGACAGUCAAAGAACUACCAUCUGUACACCUCCGUUGACUUCUGUGUCUGUAAAGCCUCAGAUUGGCUGUACUGAAGAUUAUUUGCUUUCCAAAUUACCGUCUGAUGGCAAAGAAGUACCCUUUGUAGUGCCUAAGUUUAAGUUAUCUUACAUUCAACCCAGGACACAAGGAACUCUUUCACAUCUAGAAGGCCUUGAAGGAUCUGCCAGGGCGUCCUUUGGAGACCGAAAGGUAGAGCUUUCCAGUUCGUGUCAGCAUGGCACUUAUGAUGUAUACAACCCAUUCUACAUGUAUCAGCACGUGUCACCAGAUCUGAGUCGGCGCUUUCCUCCCCACUCAGAAGCCAAGAGAAUGUAUGGAUCAGUUUGUGAUUUAAGGGCCAACAAACUUCCUAGUCCCUCUGGGCUAAGCAGAUCUAUGUUUGAUCUUACAAGUUCUUCUCAACGAUUUCUUCAGAGACAUGAUUCAUUAUCCAGUGUACCCAGUAGUUCUUCUUCAAGGAAGAAUUCUCAAGGCAGUAACAGAAGCCUAGAUACAAUUACUCUGUCAGGAGAUGAAAGAGAUCUGGGGAGACUGAGUGUGAGAUUGUUUUAUAAUUCUUCAGUGGAGCAGAUAUGGAUCACAGUGUUACAGUGCAGAGAUUUAAGUUGGCCUUCUAGUUGUGGAGAUGCCCCGACUGUUUCUGUAAAAGGAACACUAACAUUACCCAAACCAGUGCAUUUCAAGUCUUCAGUCAAGCAAGGGUCACAUGCUAUUGAAUUUAUGGAAACUUUUGUAUUUGCUAUUAAACUCCAAAGUCUCCAAACUGUAAGACUUGUAUUUAAGAUUCAGACUCAGACUCCUAGGAAGAAAACCAUUGGAGAAUGCUCACUGUCACUCAGAACUCUUAAUACACAGGAAAUGGAUUACUCAUUGGAUAUAAUACCACCUUCAAAAGUUUCUGUUUGCCAUGCAGAACUUCAACUGGGGACUUGUUUUCAAGCAGUAAAUAGCAGGAUUCAGUUGCAAAUUCUUGAGGCACAGUACCUUCCCAGCUCAUCCACUCCUCUAACUUUGAGUUUUUUUGUGAAAGUGGGAAUGUUUAGCUCUGGAGAGUUGAUUUAUAAGAAGAAAACACGCUUACUGAAGGCCUCUAGUGGAAGAGUAAAAUGGGGAGAAACUAUGAUUUUUCCACUUAUACAGAAUGAAAAAGACAUUGUUUUUCUCAUUAAGCUUUAUAGUCGAAGCUCUGUAAGAAGAAAACACUUUGUGGGUCAGAUUUGGAUAAGUGAAGACAGUAAUAACAUUGAAGCUGUGAACCAGUGGAAAGAAACAAUUAUAAAUCCUGAAAAGGUUGUUAUCAAGUGGCACAAGUUAAAUCCAUCCUGAAGAUUUCAUAUAUUAAUGUGGUGAAGAAUUUGACAUUCUUUUAGAAGACAUGGUUUCAGUUUGCUACCAAUAAGAAGAGACAUUUCAAUACAUUUGUUCAAUUUAUUUAUGAAGGACAUAAUUGUAGUAUAUAAUGGAUCUGACAGACGCUAUAUAAAAAGCAUAAUAAAUUUUAUCAGAUAGCCAAAGUGAAGAAAAUGUUUUCAAACGGUGCAGAAACAGACAAUAAAAUAAAAAGGGUAGUGUUAGGUAAACUAAAUUAUAAAACCUGUGAGAAUGUCAAUCACAGAUAAUUAUUUCUCCACUUGCUUUCGCUUUUGUUUUUUAAGCUUUACCUAAGUACUGAAAACCUAGUGUAUCAAGUCUGUUAGUGUUAUCAGACUCUUAGAAGAUUUCACAGCUAUUUCAGUGCUAGGCAUUGUGGAGUAGAUCUUGGCUCCACUGUUUACUUCUUGCUAUAUUUUUUCCUCUCAGCAAAAAUGAAUUGAACCUUUUCAACUAUCUUCUCUAUUUGGGGAAGUUUUGUGCUAUGUGUUUAUAAUUUUUUUAUUUAUAGGCAUUAUUUUGCCACUUGGUAAGCUAUUUAUCACCAAGUAACUUCAGGAAUAGAAAACUGCAUUUUGGCAAGCAUAAAUGAAAACAUCAGAAGGUUGAAGCUUAAUUAGAGACCUGGAAUACACACAUGUUGUUUUCUUCCCUCAAAUAUUUUUUGUCUUAUUUGGAGUUGAAAUAAGAGUAUAAUCCAUAUGGUCUCUCCUACUUAGCAUAAGUAAAUGAGCUUAAGUGGCAAGUUCAAUAUUUUGUGAUAAUCACUUCCUUGUUUGUAGUUUUUAACAUGUAAAUGACUUGUUCUGUAAUCCAUAUUAGAUUAUUUCCCACACUGUCUCCAUAACCAUACGCCCAGACACUGUGUAACAAAUAUUUUCUUUUGCAGUCUUCUUUCAGGUACUUACUAGUCCUCAGCUUAACUGACCAUAAAAAGUGGGGCCAAAAAGAAUAUUUUUGCUAAUAAGCAGACCAGGUACUCCGAGUUCUCAGUCUUCUGCUUUUCUUUCUUUCUUAGUCCCAUCCCUGCUAAGAGAUGGUGAUAUUUUAAGCCAGAAAUAUACCUUGUUAUAAGCAUACUUUUUCAUUUCCUAUGUUCUGUGUCUUUCAUUAAAAAUUUCCCAAAUAAACCCAUAAGUAUCUUUUUUCCUAGGUACCAUCUCCUCAAGCUACAAAAUGUGCAUAUUUUACACCCCCUUUG